AUGGAUCAACUCAGCAUUAGCCCAGAGGCCGCCGACGGUCUGAAGAACCUCUCCCCAGCUGAUAGGAACGAGCUCAAUCAAUUCGUCCAGAACGAAUCCCAGAGGGCGCAAAUCCAAGGAACCGUACACAGUCUCACUGGUAAGGCAUUUGCAGCACCAUUUUGAAUUGGAAGAUCUCUGCCAAUAUCCAAGUAACGGCAGAGCCCCACCCCCGCUUAGCCACGCUUUUCGAGUUGUUCCUCUCAUUCGUAAAAGGGCUGUAUUGUCAGAGGAGCUAGUGCUAAUCAUCAGCAUAUAGACACCUGCUUCCGAAAAUGCGUCACUUCCAAAAUCACCUCCGGCGCCCUUGAUCGCAACGAAGAACCUUGCAUGCGCAACUGCGUCGACCGAUUCAUGGACUGCCAGAUGACCGUCAUCCGGAAUUUGGAGAAGAUGAGAACAACGUAA
This is a messenger RNA of Lecanosticta acicola, 447 nucleotides long. The record is from the annotation of a GenBank genome assembly. NCBI's taxonomy places the organism in Eukaryota, Fungi, Ascomycota, Dothideomycetes, Mycosphaerellales, Mycosphaerellaceae.